Physella acuta is the source of this 1540-nucleotide messenger RNA. Its product is annotated as N-acetyllactosaminide beta-1,6-N-acetylglucosaminyl-transferase. Lineage: Eukaryota; Metazoa; Mollusca; Gastropoda; Physidae. Gene Ontology annotation, molecular function: acetylglucosaminyltransferase activity. Gene Ontology annotation, cellular component: membrane. The record is from RefSeq and is a predicted model, not a curated record.
CUCGAGGCGGGUAGAUGACGGGCUGCGCGCCCAGUCGUCCACUUGUUUUCGUUGGGAUUUCGUCUUGGCGCGAUCCGGAAGUCAGUGAUACAUGGAUGGCAUCUGACAAAUGUAAAUAUGUGACCGGAAACUGUCAACUCUGGGCAUGCGCUUUAUCAAGAGAGGCUGCAAGAGAAAAAUUACCGGCCUGGUCGGUGCCUUGGUCUGCCUGUGCACGCUGUGGUGUCUGAAACUCUUCGACGUCAGCAAGUUCCUCGGCAAACGGCGCUGCGAAGAUGUCUUGACGCGAUUUGAGCUACCGACUCGGCCAGUCAACUUCCCUCAUCCCGUCAGGCUGAGGAACAUCUCCGCGGCCUACAAGCGUGGUUGGGUUGGGUUCCGUGGCCUGGUCGGGUGUGACUGCACCCUCGCCUUCAACGCGUCGACCGUGAAAAACAGUUUGUUUCCUCAGAAGGUGGAUCGGAUAUUCCCGCUCCAGUACAUUGAAGAGAGCAACGACUGCGCGGAGUUACGAGACAAGUAUGGUUUUCUACGACAUCCGCCAGCGCUGGAGGAGGAACUCAAGUUUCCCAUCGCGUUCGUCAUUCUCUUUUACAAGGACCUUGACCAGGUUUUGUUCCUACUCCGUGCCAUCUACCGGCCCCACAACGUCUACUGUCUAAGCGUGGACACAAAGUCCAGCGUCGAGUUCUUGGAGGCGGUCAGAGCUGUGUCCAGAUGUUUACCAAACGUCUUCGUGGCCAGCAAGCUGGAGAACAUCGUGUACGCCGGCUUCUCCAGGCUGAUGGCGGACAUCCAUUGUAUGGAGGAUCUGCUUCUCCAUCCGGUGCAGUGGAGGUACGUCAUCAACAUGCCUGGACAGCAGUUUCCGCUCAGAUCAAACCUGGAGCUGGUGGAAAUAUUGAAGAUCUACAACGGGGCCAAUGACGUCGAGGGUUUGGUUGGACACCGGAUGUUGGCCGCGAGAUACCAGUUCAAACAUAUCUAUGUCAAGGACGAAACCACAGGUGAGGAAAAACUAGUCAAGACGGGCGAAAAGAACGCGCCACCCCCGCAUCAACUGGAGAUCGUCAAAGGUAGCGCGUACGGCACGUUUGCCCGGGAGUUCGUCAACUUUGUCGUGAGGGACACGGUGGCCAGGGACUUCCUGGCCUGGUGCAAGACCAUCUCCAGCCCAGAUGAAUACUUCUGGGCCACCCUACACCACAGUCAUCGGCCAGACAUCCCCGGCCACUACACGGGCCAACCUGACAAAAAGCCCUGGCUAACCACGUACGCCUCCUGGGGCGGGAGGGACCCCUGCGCCACCAUCCACACCCGGGGCGUGUGCAUCUUCAGCCCGGAGGACCUGCCGGGCUUGGUCCUGAGACCCGAGCUGUUCGCCAACAAAUUCUACAUCACCCACUACCCGGCCGCGCUACACUGCUUAGACGAACUUCUCUUCAACUUGACCUUUGCUCGCGCGGUGCGGGACUUGUCUACUUACCGGCAACUGCCAUUUGUUAUCCAAACGCAACCUACGAACAAAACUAAUUCAUAA